AUGCCGUAUGACACAGAUGGGCCGUCCUAUGUGGAGAUCACCGGGGUGAGCGUCGCGACUGUGGGGAUUCCUUACGCGUUCCAGUGUUCUGCAAAAUGUUCUCCGGCCUGUAUCUUCAGCUGGACCCGGGGAGACCAGACUGCCCAGGGCCCGGAGCUCAGACUGCAGCUUCAGGUUCGGGUGCCUCCCCAGGUUCUGAUCUGUGUGGUCCUCAACCCGGCCACUGGGAAUCUUGUCACCGUCAAGAAGACCCUGCAGGUCACAGAGGGACCCUCCAACAUCGUCAUCUCCGGUCCUGGCAUGCUGUCCAACGGCCAGUCGUCCACCUUCACCUGCUCGGCCGACUGCUACCCCUCCUGCUUGUACACCUGGACGACUGGCUCCGAGGGCCAGAGCACGGGCGUCACAUCCCAGGGAAGCAGCCUCACCAUCACGCCCCCAUCGGACGCCAUGUCGGAGACACUGACCUGCCAGGCCAAGGACUCUGCCUCCCAUCUCUUCAUCUCCAAAACCACCUCGGUGUGGGUGGCAACUGGACCAGACGAUAUCUCGAUCAGCAACCAGGCUGGAUCCAACACCGUGAUCCUGGGGAGCACGUACAAGUUCUUCUGCAUCGUCUACUGCACGCCCUCCUGCAAUUACACGUGGACCUACAAUGGACACACCUACCCGGGAGACCAGAUCCAGGUGCCCAUUCUUCACAAGGGGGACAAGCGCAAAGUGAUGAGCAAGCUGGUGAUCACCGUCAGUGAUUACACCCACACAGAAAACCUGACGUGCGAGGCCCAGAACACCGUAUCGGGGCUCACGGUCAUCACCACCACCACCCUGACCGUCAUCGGCCAGGUUUACUCAUUGCAAUGUGUGGGCUCACAGAACCCAGCCUCCAUCUUGUGGACUAAAGAUGGCGUUCCUUUACCUGUGUCCAGCAGAGUUAGUCUCUCCCUCCAGGACACAACUCUGUCCUUCAGCCCACUGCAGCAGUCAGAUGGAGGAUUGUACCAAUGUGUCGUGUCUCAGGGGGGGCAGUCGUUGAAAGGGAUCGGCUACCAGUUGAAUGUGUAUUAUGGACCAGUUGAUGUUGCGAUUGUCCGGCCAGAGACAGGCCCGGUGGGACCAGAGUUGUACGUGUUACCGGGGUCAACCACGACCCUCCUGUGCUCUUCUGAAUGUGACCCAGACUGUUCCUACACCUGGAUCUACAACGGCAAGCUGGUGGCUCUGAAUGCAGCCUUCUCCUUGACCUCGGGGACCCCUCUACAGGGAGGACCUCUCACCUGCGUAGCCUACAACCCAGUCACUAAAGAACACAGCUCCUCUGAGACCAUGGUGAUUCCCAUAGAUGGCCCGUCCGACGUGACCAUCUCAGGGCCUCGUUCUCUAGACGUGGGGGUGAAGGCUACGUUCAGGUGUUCGGCCCAGUGCUCCCCCUCCUGUAGCUUCAAAUGGACCGUGUACGGUCGCACCAUGACAGGAAGCACGGUGGACGUGACCGUCAGUCGCUAUGUGCCCACAGAGUCGCUGAGCUGUGAGGCCCACAACAGUCUCACUGGGAGGACCGCGAGCGUCAACGAGACUCUCUCUGUCUCAGACCCACACUGGUGUGGCUGUUGACCACAACGCUGUCAAGAGAGAACUGCUGUUGGACAUUUACUGAAGUCAGCCACGCCUACUAAUGUCUACCAUGUGUAAAUAGAUUUAAGAGACUGUUUUUCAGAUUUUAAAAUAACAUUAGCCCCAGAGAUCCUUUGUUGAAAAAGUAUGACCAUUUAAAGCCUGGUCCUGGAGAAAAUAGCACAAAACUAUAUAAGAAUAACAGUGGGAUGGUCCAAUCCACAAAGGACUCUCUCCAACAUUCAGGCGUCCUGUCUAUGCUUCUUUAGCUGUACCAGGUUCACUCUGUUGCCAACCCUUAGGUCAAGCAUAUUCUCCUGAUGAAACAAAUGUGAUAUGCUGACUGGUCUUGCCAUU
Messenger RNA from Osmerus eperlanus (European smelt), 1971 nucleotides. RefSeq names its product hemicentin-1-like. The transcript has 8 exons. NCBI's taxonomy places the organism in Eukaryota, Metazoa, Chordata, Actinopteri, Osmeriformes, Osmeridae. The coding region runs from base 1 to 1614 and encodes 537 amino acids. The record is from RefSeq and is a predicted model, not a curated record.